AUGGCGUUCCACUAUGCUGACAUCCCGUUCAUCGACGAAAGAUUGUCGUCUGAGGAGUUUGCCAAGAUCAAGGAGACUCUCCCGUUUGGACAGGUGCCCAUCCUCACGGUCGACGAGAAGCUAGUGAUUCCACACGAAACUGCAAUCUUGAAGUACGUCGGCCGUUUGGCGGGCCUCUACCCAGAUGAUCUCCAAGAAGUUGUCAAGGUCGACGCCGCAAUGUGUAUUGUUGAUGACUUGUCCGCGGCCGUGGUUGCAUGUUGGGCACCCGAGCAUCCCGGGAAAGAGAUGGUGACGAAGAUCUGGAUCGAGGAACGUAUCCCCAAGUUAUUUGGUUACAUCGACCGAUAUCUCGCCAACGCAGGAACUACUUUCAGUGCUGGCAACAGCUUGACUGUGGCCGAUUUGAGGCUUUACUGGGCAAUCACCUACUUCAAAUCAGGAAGGCUUCAGAAAUUACCCAUCGACCUCAUCGACAAUUAUCCCAGCAUCAUUCAACUCUAUCAGGCCAUCCAGAGCCAUGAAAGACUUGCUAGCUUCAUUAAGGCCGAAUCUCAAUUAGUUGAUACUCACUAA
Molecule: messenger RNA, 576 nt
Organism: Puccinia graminis f. sp. tritici CRL 75-36-700-3
Lineage: Eukaryota; Fungi; Basidiomycota; Pucciniomycetes; Pucciniales; Pucciniaceae
Exons: 2
Coding region: 1-576 (191 amino acids)
Biological process (GO): glutathione metabolic process
Molecular function (GO): glutathione transferase activity
Source: RefSeq, a predicted model, not a curated record